AUGGUGACCAAUCUUCUUUUCUUCUCUUCUUUACCACUAUUAUCAUUCACCCUUAUCCUCACUGUCAUUCCUACCGGAACCCAGUCAUAUCGUUACGCUUUGGUGACUGGAUGGUCUAACUUCUUUGACCCCAUUAAACAAGGAUGGAAUGAUUCAUGUGCUGCCAUUGGAGCUGACUGUGAAAUCUGGAAUGCCCACCCGGAUUCCUUACGGAAAUUCAAUCACACCUGGGAACCAGAGGUUGACCGUACCUGGUGUGUCCCUAUUAUGCGUCAUUUGAUCGCUCGCGGUGAUAUUGAUGGAUUCGCAGUCAAAUGCAAUACGAAACCGGACUACCCACCAGUGCUGCAAGAAGCGCAUGACGCAGGCAUUCCAACCGUUGUGUUUGCUGGACCUCACAUUGGCCCAUAUGCUUCCUAUAUUGGCACAAAUAAUGAUGAUGUUGGGCGGGCCAUGGCUCGUCUUCUCAAGCAGCUGCGCCCGGAAGGAGGUACCUACGCCACGGUUUACAACGGUCCAAGUUCCGAAGAACGUGCACUUGGAUUCAUCGAUGAAAUUGAAAGGGACAAUAACCGGGAUGACAAGGCCCAUUGGAUGGAGGAACCUUCUUUGAAUUAUUCGGCGUGGGGGUGGGGGACGAUCUACGAAUACAAGGGAACUACCGCUUUGGGCUUUGACAAGGUUCCCUGGGUCAUUCAAGGCAUUUUGGAAACGAACCUCACGGCAUUAGUAUUCAUGUAUCAAACACCUACGCGUCACCCCAAUUUUACGCAAGUGAUUCAACAAAAUCAAUGGAGGAACGUCAGUAUUAUAAGUAUGGACGGGAAUGGAAAUGAAAUGAAUUUCUUGGGACGAGGGAUUAUUGAUGGACUCGUCGGACAGGCCACCUACGACACGGGCGUCUUGAUGCCCGAAGUACUCCAAAGAAUCAUGGCGGAGGAAGCAGUAUUGCCACAAUAUCUCACCAAGUUAUUGAAUCAUAAUCUAGUUCCUGCCACAUUGCCGUCACUGGCGGUGGACCAAAGUUUGCUGGGCGAUUUGCGGUAUAUUGGUUUUACCUGUUUCGGUAUCGUUGCACUGAUGGCAUGCACAUUCAUGGGAUGGACGUUUACGCAUCGUGAGGCCGUGGUUGUCAAGGCCUCACAGCCCUUCUUUCUGGCCAUGACAGCUGGUGGAGUUUUGGUGAUGGCGUCAAGUUUGAUUCCCUUAUCCUUUGAUGAUCAAGGAUCCCAAAUUUCCGAGACGAGAGCUGUGGCCAUUUGCAUGAGCAUCCCGUGGCUGGCAUUUUGCGGAUUCUCCAUUACCUUUAGUGCACUUUUUGCGAAGACGUGGCGAGUCAACCAGUUUUUCAAUUCCAAUAUGGCGUAUUCGAGAAUCAAAAUUACCGAAGCCGACGUCCUCAAGCCCUUCUGCCUCUUGUUUUCGUUGAAUGUCAUUAUUCUGGUGUGUUGGACGAUAAUAGAUCCUUUGACGUAUGAUCGCAAGUUUGCUCCAGGAACGGAUCUCUGGAACCGAGACAUAGCCUCCAAUGGGUCAUGUAGUUCGGAACAUACACUUGCCUAUGUGGCCCCACUGGGAAUGGUCAGCUUUUGCGUGUUGGUCAUUGCCUGUUGGCAAGCAGUCGCGGCACGGGAUAUCAAAAGCGAAUUUGCCGAAGCCAAAUGGAUUGGGUGGACCAUGUUUAGUUUGGCGCAGGGUUUCUUGACGGGUAUUCCCAUUGUGGUGGUUACCAAAGAUAUUCCCGAAGCCUUUUACUUGACUUUGACAUUUUUGACUUUUGCGCUUUGCACAGUGGUCUUGCUGCUGAUAUUUGUUCCAAAGAUUCGAAUGCAUCAAAGAUAUACCAAGCUUACUCCCAGGGAACAAAAGAAGGCCAUGGCAGUCAGUCUUCGAAAGAGUUCCAAUAUGAUUGGAGACCUCACAAAACUCAACUAUUCGCAAGCAUUGCAACUGGAGUUUUCAUCGAGUAACCAUGCAUCUCAUGGAGGCGAGGUGAAGAACAAUGAUCUUACAUCCAGCAAUCAAGCAUCGGAAGAGGAGGCAAAAGCCAUCACUCAAUGUUCUGACAAAAACAAGAACAAUGGUGAUAGCUCAAAGGUUGGGGCCUUCUAUAAGAAAAUUGAUGAGUCAGAACCAUCGAAAAAGUCGUCGUAUAUCGAUGAUGGGGAUCUCGGUGAAGUACACCACACGUAG
Messenger RNA from Cylindrotheca closterium, 2193 nucleotides. The record is from the annotation of a GenBank genome assembly. Lineage: Eukaryota; Bacillariophyta; Bacillariophyceae; Bacillariales; Bacillariaceae.